CAAAACGCAUGUGUUGAUAUCGGCCAUGCAGUAAUCGUUUCUGUUUAGUUUCAUUUAAAUUCUGCAAUAUCGAAGUGUAAUUUUAUUAAAUAAAAUGUCUAAAUCGCUUGUGAAGAAAGCAUUUGCUCUGGCAGAGCAGGAACUUGUUUCUAAAAAGCACAAAACAGAUGAAAAAGCUACAAAACGAAAAGCAAGUGCCCUGGAACUGAUACCACGACACCAGAAGCUGGUACAGUUAGUAGGCAAGAGAGGAAAAAGGGUAGAGAAAGAUAUGAUACACCGGCGGGAAAAGCUCACCGUUACGGACGUACGUCAACAGCUUGCCAAUCGCCGCGAUCCUACAGAGGAUAACGUUAAAAAACUGCUAAUGCUUACCACGUCCAAACUAGACGAUGUAUCUCGCGAAACGAUCUUAAAACGUGCGCGCACUGGCCAUUACGUAUCGCGGGUAAAAGUGCCGAAAAGUAACAGACACAGAGAGGGAGACACAAUGGCUGAGGAAGAUACAGACAACCAAGAUGCCGCUGGAGGGAGCGUAUUUACUGAGGAAGAUUUCGCUAACUUUGCGAGGGAGUUGGAAAAAAGCUCAUUAUUGCAUUAAAAUAAAACGUGUGUUGGUAAUGAUAUUAAAUUAAA
This is a messenger RNA of Anopheles funestus (African malaria mosquito), 636 nucleotides long. RefSeq lists its product as uncharacterized. Lineage: Eukaryota; Metazoa; Arthropoda; Insecta; Diptera; Culicidae. The coding region runs from base 95 to 601 and encodes 168 amino acids. The record is from RefSeq and is a predicted model, not a curated record. The transcript is spliced from 3 exons.